AUGGGACUGAUAUUAAGAUGGAAAGAGAAAAAACAGCUGUCUAGAAAGCAAAAGGCUCAGAAAUCGAGAAAACCUGCUAACACAUCGUUUAGACAACAGCGACUUAAAGCCUGGCAGCCCAUCUUAUCGCCACAGAGCGUGCUACCGUUGCUUAUUUUAAUGGCAUGUGUCUUUGCGCCCAUUGGUAUUGGGCUGGUGGUCAGCACAAUAAGUGUUCAGAGAUUGGUGGUAGACUACACAGAAUGCGAUGCACUAGCAUCAGCAAAGUAUUUUGAAACGGUUCCCUCUGAGUUUGUCGACUAUCACUUCAGUAGCAAGGUUGCAACUAAACCCGAAUGGAUGCUACUCACCGAUCCUGAGGUGGGUAAUCAGACAUGUCGCAUACAGUUUGAAAUUCCAAACCAUAUCAAGAAAUCUACUUAUGUUUACUACCAUUUAACAAACUUUAACCAAAACUACAGAGAAUAUGUACAGUCACUUGAUCUGAACCAACUGAAAGGGGAAGCGCUGAUCGGGGACGAUCUGGAUCCCAACUGCGACCCAUUAAGGACCGUAAACAAUAAGACUAUAUUUCCCUGUGGACUGAUAGCCAAUUCAAUGUUCAAUGAUACAUUUGAUACGACAUUUAGUGGUGUAAAUGGGACUCCUGAUUACUUACUUAGCACAAAGGGCAUCGCAUGGGGCACCGAUCGUCAUAGGUAUGGAAAGACCGAAUAUAAUGCGUCCGAUAUUGUACCACCCCCAAAUUGGGCAAAUCAAUUUCCCAACGGUUACACCGAUGACAACAUUCCGGACUUGCAAAAUUGGGAAGAAUUCAAGAUUUGGAUGAGGACUGCUGCGUUACCUAAUUUCUAUAAGCUAGCAAUGAAGAAUGAGACCAACGGAAUAGGCAAGGGUACUUACAUUGUUGAUAUAGAACUAAACUACCCAGUCAGAUCAUUCUAUGGAACCAAAUCCUUCCUGCUAACCACAAAUAGCAUCAUUGGCGUCGGUAACGAAGCUUUAGGAGUCGUGUACUUAAUUGUCUCUGGGAUUGCGACUCUCUUCGCCAUUCUGUUCCUGAUAAAGGUCAUAUUCAAACCAAGACCGAUGCAUGAUCAUAGUUAUCUAAAUUUUGAUACUAGCGAUACUCAGUUCGAAGAGAAUAGCAUCAUUAGUAUUCCAUUACGAGAAGUUUUAUGA
Molecule: messenger RNA, 1182 nt
Organism: Saccharomyces kudriavzevii IFO 1802
Lineage: Eukaryota; Fungi; Ascomycota; Saccharomycetes; Saccharomycetales; Saccharomycetaceae
Product: putative aminophospholipid translocase regulatory protein
Exons: 1
Coding region: 1-1182 (393 amino acids)
Cellular component (GO): endoplasmic reticulum; plasma membrane; Golgi apparatus
Source: RefSeq, a predicted model, not a curated record